This is a messenger RNA of Daucus carota subsp. sativus, 2511 nucleotides long. Its product is annotated as cellulose synthase-like protein G3. The transcript is spliced from 6 exons. NCBI's taxonomy places the organism in Eukaryota, Viridiplantae, Streptophyta, Magnoliopsida, Apiales, Apiaceae. Gene Ontology annotation, cellular component: plasma membrane; trans-Golgi network. Bases 172 to 2373 code for a protein of 733 amino acids. The record is from RefSeq and is a predicted model, not a curated record. Gene Ontology annotation, biological process: plant-type primary cell wall biogenesis; cellulose biosynthetic process. Gene Ontology annotation, molecular function: cellulose synthase (UDP-forming) activity.
UAGAAAAUUUCAAAUGCAUACCAAGCCCCGUGUCCCGAGCUAAAUAACCAAUGGAAUAGAUGGAGUAAUAAUAAAGACUACAAAGUUGACCAGCAAGGUGGGAGGAGAGGUCAUCAGUGAAGUUGUAGCUCACUGCAGUCCUGCAAAUCAAAGCUCAAACAGACAAACACAAUGGAAAAUCCUAAUCCUCUUCUUCACAAAAUCAUCCCUAUGCGUCGCACUUGGUUUAAUCGUGUCUUCGCAGCCAUAUACACUUGUGCCAUUUUUGCUCUCUUCUACCACCACUUCCAAAACCUCUCGAUCAACUCAAAUACUAAAAUUUCUAUCCUGAUGUUGCUAGCUGACCUCGUUCUAGCUCUGAAUUCCAUUACUUACCAAGCCUUUCGCAUGUCUCCAAUCCGUCGGGUGGUUUUUCCUCAGAACAUACCACAGAUUCUAAAAAAUGAGAGUGAAUAUCCUGCUUUAGACAUAUUUAUCUGCACAGCUGACCCCUACAAGGAGCCUCCUAUGGGGGUCGUGAACACGGCCUUAUCAGUCAUGGCCUAUGAUUAUCCUACAGAAAAGUUAUCGGUGUAUGUUUCGGAUGAUGGAGGCUCUCAGUUGACGCUAUUCGCUUUCAUGGAGGCGGCCAAGUUUGCCAGACAUUGGCUACCGUUCUGCAGGAAGCAUGACUUAGUAGAGAGAUGCCCCGAGGCGUAUUUUGCAUCACAGAUUGGCGAGUUCACCGAAGGCAGGGAUGAAAUUGAGAUGGCCUACAGAGAGAUGAAGAUUACGGUGGAGAAGGUGCUGGAGAGAGGAGAUGUGAAUGGUGUCAACCACAUCACUGCGGAUGAAGAAGUCCUCAAGAGUUUCAGCAAAUGCAGUGGUAUUGACGGAUUCACAAGUCGAAACCAUCCCACCAUUAUUCAGAUUCUCUUGGAGAGUAGCAUAAACAGAGACGUUCAAGGUCAUGCACUGCCUAAUCUUAUAUAUAUUUCAAGAGAAAAAAUCGCCACUGCAGCUCACCAGUUCAAGGCCGGAGCUCUUAAUAUGUUACUUCGAGUUUCCGGGAUCAUGACAAAUGCACCUAUAAUCUUAACCCUGGAUUGUGACAGUUAUUCAAAUGAUCCAACGACUCCUUUACGAGCUUUAUGCUAUUAUUUGGACCCUAAGAUAAAAUCAGAUCUAGCGUACGUACAGUUCCCCCAAAUCUUUCAUGGAAUCAACAAGAAUGACAUCUAUGGUUCUGAGUGGAAGAGUUAUGUCCAAAUCAAUGCUUAUGGAAUGGAUGGUCUUAUGGGUCCAAACUAUAUUGGCACGGGUUCGUUUUUCCAACGAAGAGCAUUAUUUGGAGAUCCAUUGUCAAUUCUUCUCCCGGAGAUUCCUGAACUAAGCCCAGAUUAUCAUGUUUGCAAGCCUAUACAUGACAAUGAGAUUUUAGCACUAGCAGACCAUGUGGCAGGUUGCAGGUACGAGGACCAGACCAGAUGGGGAUACGAGAUUGGCUUUAACUAUGGAUCUCUGGUUGAGGACUUCUACACAGGCUAUCGGCUGCAUUGCAAGGGCUGGAAAUCCAUCUUAUGCUACCCUAAACGACCUGCGUUUCUUGGGAGCUCUCCUAUAGCCCUCAACGAUAUGCUUUGUCAAAGUAAACGAUGGUUCAUGGGCUACUUCGAAAUUAUAUGUUGCAAGUUUAGCCCCCUAACCUUCGGACUCAAAUCUUUAAACCUUCUUCAAGCCCUUUGUUAUAUUCACUACAUUUCAUGGCCUUUUUGGUCCAUACCAGUUCCAGUUUAUGCAUUUUUGCCUCAACUAGCACUCAUCAACUCCACGCCAAUCUUCCCAAAGGUAUCAGAUCCAUGGUUUUACUUGUAUGCAUUUCUGUUUGUUGGAGCAAUCAUGCAAGAAUUCAUAGACUACAUGACAACUGGAGGAACUAUUCCAAAAUGGUGGAAUUAUCAGAAAAGCUGGUUGAUAAGGGGACUUACAAGCUUUCCAUUUGCAAUGCUUGAAUACAUACUCGGAUGUUUUGGCUUCUCAGCAACCGGGUUCAACGUGACAAGUAAGGUGGUUGAUGAUGAACAGACUAGCCGAUAUGACAAAGGAUAUUUCGUGUUUGGCGUUUCAUCACCAAUGUUCUUGACAAUUACCAUGGCAGCCAUAAUCAACUUAGUUGCGUUUUCAAGUGGAAUAGAACAAGCCAUAUUUGGGAAAGAAAGGUUUGAAAAUGUAUGUUUACAGAUCUGUUUGACAGGUUAUGUGGUUGUACAUAGCUGGCCACUAUAUGAAGCCAUAAUCUUGCGGACUGAUAAAGGAAAGAUGCCCUUGAAGAUUACCUUGGCAUCAGUAGCUCUUGUUUUGGUGCUUUGUAUAGUAUUUCCUUUACUAUUUUAGGCCUUGCUAAGAUGUUAGUUUUUGAUUCCAGCUGAUGCCACUGAGUAAAGGCAGAUAAAUUCUUCUUCAGAAAACUGUUCUCUGCCUACUUAUUUCUGGUAAAUAUAACAUAGAUGUAAAGGAAUAUCAGGCAAACAA